UACAUACAAAGGAAAACCCAUGGUAACAAACUUCAUCAUUAAGAACAAUGGUCGGGAUCGCAGAAAUCGAAGAAACAGAGGCGACGGCGCCGCUCCUGCAGAAUGCCGCGGAGCCGGAGCCAGUUCUGAAGAAGAACCGCUCCGUCAGAACUAGUGUGCCGGAGGCGGAGGUUCACAUCUACAACAGAGGGAAAGGUCCCAUCGAUAUCAUCAAAGUGAGUUUGGGCGGGUGGGAUCAGGACCAGCUCGAGAUCCGAGAAAUCCUCGACAAGUACGGCUUCAAAUCGGUCUAUGCCUUCACGCCUGGAUCGGGUCGGGGCGUUCCGAUCCGGUUCAACCCCAGGAACGGCCGCUCGAUGCUCACCUACAGAGAUGGCGCUCGUGUUUACAUCGACGGAGAGCCUAAGGACUCAUUGCUCAAGCCCAUCACCAGAAUAAUAUUAAGUGUAGCAAUGAUAACCGUCAUCAUAGUCUUUGCUAUGAAGGAGACUCCAGCAUGGGCAAAGAAUCUGCAGUCCUCAGUCGGUCCAAUUCCACCAUGGGUUUUAGCUUGUGUAGUUAUCGUCUUCACCCGGAUGCAGAAGAGAACCAAGAAUUUUUUUCAAAAAUACCUCUAGUCAGGCCUUCAGGUUCAUCACUCGUAUUUGAAAGAGACAAUCUUACUUCCUGUAUUAUUUUGACUUGCAUAUCUCAUGUAAGAUUACACCAUGGCUUUGCUCUCAGCUAGGUUUUUAUAACUUUACAGCUACAUAAAUUUUGUGAUGUAGAUUAUUUCCACCCAACUGAUAUGUUAAGCAACCUCUGUUUGAUUAUGCUGUGCUUUUGUGUAUAAGCUGAAGCUGAGAAACAUUGUAUACCAAAAACAAUAAUUACAGGUUUCAUUGAACAGGGCAUUUACAUUUAUUGAAA
Molecule: messenger RNA, 909 nt
Organism: Salvia hispanica
Lineage: Eukaryota; Viridiplantae; Streptophyta; Magnoliopsida; Lamiales; Lamiaceae
Product: WD repeat protein
Source: RefSeq, a predicted model, not a curated record